Messenger RNA from Malaya genurostris, 1267 nucleotides. RefSeq names its product polyadenylate-binding protein 1-A-like. Gene Ontology annotation, cellular component: cytosol. Gene Ontology annotation, molecular function: mRNA binding. The transcript has a single exon. Lineage: Eukaryota; Metazoa; Arthropoda; Insecta; Diptera; Culicidae. The record is from RefSeq and is a predicted model, not a curated record. The coding region runs from base 119 to 1147 and encodes 342 amino acids.
CUGGCUGUUGAAUUUAAGUUCCGCUGCGUCUUAAUUCAAAAUCGUCGGAAGUACACUAUAAAAUUGGAUUGUUACCAAUCGAGCCUUUUUCUUAAAAAUUCAGAAACAAUCGUUAGGAAUGUCGAUGUCGAAGCCCUCGAACACAGCCAGUGUGUUUUUCCGAAACCUGGAUCCACGCAUCGACAAACAGGUGCUGCAUCAAAUAUGCUCUACGUUCGGGGAAAUCUGUCGUUGCGACGUAGUUCGCAAUAAAGCCGGUCAACCAAAAGGGUAUGCAUUUGUGCAUUACCAGAAUUCUGACUCGGCCAACCAGUGCAUCGCGGCACUUAAUGGAAUGGUUUUGUUAGAUAAACAAAUCAGCGCUGAACCGGUCAUGGCCCGUGAGGAACGCCAGCGCGCUGCAUUGCUGUGUAAUGUUUAUGUCAAGAAUUUCGGGAAUGAGCUUAACAAUGAUACUCUAAAGGAGAUGUUCUCAAAAUACGGAUCCAUUACAAAACAUCGGGUUGUAACAAAUAAGAACGGUAAAAGCCACGGUUUUGUGGUUUUUACUAAUCCAGCAUCAGCCGAAAAAGCCAUUCAGGAGUUAAAUGGGAAGAAAUUGAAAAACGGAAUGUUUCUACAAGUUGAAUCAACUUUAAAAACAGCGCCAACUGGAAUGGGUAGUGAAAUGCGUGUUGCACAGAUUAAUUCGUAUGACGAUCCGGGUGUAAAUUUAUAUGUCAGUAAUCUAGACAAAUCGAUCAACAUCGACGAUCUACGAAAUAAGUUUGCUGCGUUCGGAACAAUCAAAUCGCUUAAAAUAAUGUACAAGGCAGGUCACUCUGAAGGGUACGGAUUCGUGCGUUAUGUAAGUGUCGAGGAAGCCAUCAAAGCUAUUUCGGAGAUGAACGGGCAGAAAUUCGAAGGUAGCAACAAAUCACUUCACGUGUCUUUGGCAACUUGUAGAGCAGAUCGUCAAGCGGCAACGCAAUGCCUCCAAUAUAUAGCCAGAAUGAUAAUUAUGAACUCGGCAGUACAACUGCUGCAACCUGGUGAAGGUUUUCUGGACACAGCAAUUUAUUCGCUCAUCUCCAGCGCAGAGGAAUUCGUUUACUGGUUCAAUCCCAACUGCAGUCGCUUUGGCGGCGGCAAUCGAAGCCGCAAAUAAAAAGCAUAGAAAUCACUGAAAUUGCCACAAAAAGCAAGAUAAAUUUAUAUUGGACAUGUUAUAUUAUCAAUUUGUGAAUUGAAUUUGAAAAAAAAAAGUUAUUCUGAACUCAAUCAACUA